Fonsecaea monophora is the source of this 1329-nucleotide messenger RNA. RefSeq lists its product as hypothetical. The transcript has 3 exons. The coding region runs from base 1 to 1329 and encodes 442 amino acids. NCBI's taxonomy places the organism in Eukaryota, Fungi, Ascomycota, Eurotiomycetes, Chaetothyriales, Herpotrichiellaceae. The record is from RefSeq and is a predicted model, not a curated record.
AUGUUUCUGUCCCUCCUGAUGAGCCUUGUCUUUAUGUGCUUCCCCCGGGUGUCUUUGGGUGCUGGUAUCGGAGCUCAACCGGACUUGUCCCUCACACUCCUCCAAGCACAUCAAGUCCCCCUCCGCCCGAUCCAGCUGCGGACACCACCGACCUUCAACGAGACACCCUCGAAGCCAUGGGACCCGAUGCCACCAAACUGGUUCCUGGGGAACUGGUUCAUCACGUACUCCAACCAAGAGCUCUACCAAAUCUUCCGGAAUUUCAUCUGGACCUUGACACGGCCUUGCGCGAAUGACUCGUGCUACCCGCUCCAGGCCACGCACCUCGCCACCUUGACGACCUUUCAGCUCGUAAAUGACAUGAAGAAGCCCAACGCCACGUACAUGGCGUAUUCGCUCGACACGGCCGUCAGUGACGCUGUUGGAGGUGUCUACCACAGCGUGCCCACGGCCUCCCUCGCUGCGCAGAACAACACGUACGAGGUCAUCGGCUGGGGUUACGACUCUCACGGCGACGGCUUCGUGGUCGUCUAUGAGACACCCGCAGCGUCACAGUCGGUGGCGUCGCUCGAUAUCUUCAGCCGAGCGCCCUCGGGCCCGACCAACGACACCCUCGACGCCAUCAAGUCUGGCAUUCAAAAGCUGGGCAACCAGAGUUUGAUUGACCUGUUGAAGGACGUGAUAAGGACGCCACAGGACGGAGGAAGGGACCACGAUCCCUGGCCUGCGUGUAAUGCCACCUGCAGAACCAACGAUUAUCAUCUCUACCUGCGCAGAGCUGGGAAGGAAUCCGAAGAGCUGGUCCAGGCACUAUUCGAACUUUUGGCAAAUCCCGAGGCAAACCACACGAUCCAGUUCAUCGUCCGCACGAACAUCCAGGUGCUCCGCAAACUGCAACAAGAAGUGUGUCAUGAUCGAUGGAAAGUCGUGAAGAAGAAGACAAUCGAUGUCAUCCACUUGGAUUCUGAUAGCGAAGGAGACGACGGCAAACCUCACGUUGAAACACUUGCUCAAGAGACCCUGCAUACAUCAGAAGAGCAGAAGAACUGGGCUGCCAUUUUGGAAUUUGAGGUCAAGAUAUCAGAGAUUGCUCUGCAACGGCUACGCAUCGCAAACGAGGCUUCGGUGCUGGUUCGAAAAGAAAAGACUUCGAGCAUCAGCGAGGAGGAGAGUGAGCGGCUGGAGGCUCAGUUCAUCGACUUCCAAAGCUGGCGAGCGAUCAUGAUUAGGUGGGUAUUACAGGUGAAUAGGAUGACUGGCAACCGCGAUUUUCUGCGGCGCCACCGGAAUGAGCUUUGGGAUAUCGUGGGCCACAACUUGGAAGGCUGA